This is a messenger RNA of Labrus mixtus (cuckoo wrasse), 1824 nucleotides long. RefSeq names its product basic helix-loop-helix family, member a15 (gene bhlha15). Bases 101 to 679 code for a protein of 192 amino acids. The transcript has a single exon. Gene Ontology annotation, molecular function: protein dimerization activity. Lineage: Eukaryota; Metazoa; Chordata; Actinopteri; Labriformes; Labridae. The record is from RefSeq and is a predicted model, not a curated record.
GUUCAACUUUGUCUCUAACUUUGCCGUCUUCUACUCCAGGACUGUCGGUCGAAGCUGUGAGAUCUUUUGCUGCCACACAGAAAAAAGAGGAGGCAGCAGAAUGAGGUCCAAAGGGAAGGCUACCAAGCCAUCCAGAAUGACCUGGUCUGAUCCUGAUCCAGAUCUGGAGCUAGAACCAGACACUGAACCAGGCUCCAGCGAGCAGGAGGGCUCAGAGGCCUCCGUCCGGAUCGGCAGCUCCUGGAGAGGGUCCCUGAGGAGCGGGGGCCGCAAGCGACAAGGAGGAACAGGAGGAGGAGGAGGAGGAGGUCGGAGACGCAGGCAGCGCGGCUCCAGCAACAAGGAGCGAAGCGUCAGACGACUGGAGAGCAACGAGAGGGAACGCCAGCGCAUGCACAAACUCAACAACGCCUUCCAAGCGUUACAAGAGGCCAUCCCCCACGUCAAGACCGACAAGAAGCUGUCCAAGAUCGAGACCCUGACCCUGGCCAAGAACUACAUCAAGUCCUUAACCGGCAUCAUCCUGGACAUGGGGGCCUGCCUGCCUGCUGAAGGGGUCCCAUCGGAGGACAGCGCUGCCAAGCUGCUCCAGUGCUACCAGCAGCACCUGGAGGAGGAGGGGGAGGCGGAUCUCACCCAGUACCUCACCCACGUGCACAGCUUGAGCCAGCGCAGUUAGCAGAGGUUGAAUGUGGUUUUGAAACCAGAAGAGACUCCUUGAAGCUAUUUCCAAGGCAGCGAGAGAGAGGCUUUGGAAGACCUUUUGGGGCCAUGUUUCAAAGGAUAUCCCGUUUGUUCUGAAUCCAAACUGUUCUGGGAUCUGGUCCGAAGUGGGGCGCUCUGUAGAUACUAGGAACCCACACCAGACAAUAGGAGGGGCAAUGUCCAUAACGUGCCCUUCAUGCAAAGUGUGGAUGACCAUCCAUCUAGAGGGCACAAAGAAUGAUAACUGGACAGUGAAAAGCCACAUGGAUCAUGGUUAGAAAGUGUAAAAAAAGACUCUUUUAUUAUUGUCCUUUUUCAAUGAAGGGGCCCCUCGGUCUCUUAUUUCUAAUUUUCUUAGGUUUAAGCGGUGCAGGAAAGUUGUUCUCUUUUGUGUUAUCUCGUGAUCGUCUCGUUUGUUUGCUGUUGAGAAACCCGCUGAGCGCAGCCUCUAGUCAUAACUGUCACGUCCAGGAAGAGAGGAAAGACAAGUAGGAGGUCUAAAUAUUUAAAAUCUAAAAGGCUUGCUAGAGUGUUUACUCGUUCCUUCAUCUUCAAAACAAGAUCAACUUGUCUUUUUACAGGUUGUGCAUUAUAGCCAGAAGGCAAAGGAUGUUUUUAAGAUGUUUGUUUUUUCACUUUUUGUGAGGCAGGAUAAUGAGGUGAUAAAAGAUGAGGAGCAAGAGGGUGUGUCAUCAAUAAACACAUUUAUUUAUUGACAAGGACUAUUAUUUUGGUCAUGCAUGACACACGAGAAAUGUUUUCCACGAUGAAAGAAGGGUGGUGUUACAGUAACACAUGAGAUGUUAUUGACAGAUACUACAGACUGAUCUCUGUACACUUUCAGCAUUUUGAAGCUGCUUCAGAUUGAACAUAACAUUAGGAUGUGAGGGAAUUGAGACAGCUGUUAACAUAAAAUAAUGCCAGAGCUGAUAAACAUCAUCAGUGUGGUCGCUUUAUCAAUAUUUUUUUUUUAAACAGAAAGCUGCAUUUUCACCAAAUUUCUCUUUUGUCAAAUGUACAAACACUACCACACUUUAUUAUAUCACCACUUGAAUGACUGUGUAAUACUCGUAUUUUACAGAUUUACAGGUAUUUUACAAAUAAAGCAUUUUGAAUGUC